GUUCCAAUUUCGCAAAGUUAACUGGGCUUUGAGAGGGAGCGCGAACAGAAAAGAAUAGGUUUCUUGACAUUUUCAGCAGGUUGAAGAGAAAGUGCGAUUAGCUAUUGAAAUGGCGGCGGUGAGAGGAGUUGUGCUAAAGCACCUGAGAGUGAAUGCAACAUCCCUGUCCCUGCUUCGAAACCCUAAACCCAUCCCUAACGGCCACUGUGCUCUCACCUUCAACGCCAUACGGCGCCGAUAUUCCGACGACGUCAUGGGCUCAUUCCUUGACAAAUCUGAGGUCACCGAUCGCGUUGUCUCCGUAGUAAAAAACUUCCAGAAAAUUGAUCCAUCCAAGGUUACUCCAAAUGCCCAUUUUCAAAAAGAUCUCGGGCUAGAUAGUUUGGACACUGUGGAGGUUGUUAUGGCUCUUGAAGAAGAAUUUGGGUUUGAGAUACCUGAUAAUGAGGCAGACAAGAUCAGCACGAUCAGUCAUGCUGUCGAGUUCAUUGCUUCUCACCCCCAGGCAAAGUAGACAGGAAAUUAUGACUCAAAUCUUUUUCUUUAUUUUACUUCGUUCAUGCGAGACAUGAAACUGCAUUGGAUAAUUCCCUAAUUUCCUCGCCUGGACAAAUGCCUGUAGUAUCGAGGAGGAACAUAUUUACUAGUUAUAUCAUUUGCAAUCGCCUGAAUUUUGAGGUGCUCUUCGAACCAA
Gossypium raimondii (Peruvian cotton) is the source of this 694-nucleotide messenger RNA. Its product is annotated as acyl carrier protein 2, mitochondrial. Gene Ontology annotation, molecular function: acyl carrier activity; acyl binding. Gene Ontology annotation, cellular component: mitochondrion. Gene Ontology annotation, biological process: fatty acid biosynthetic process. NCBI's taxonomy places the organism in Eukaryota, Viridiplantae, Streptophyta, Magnoliopsida, Malvales, Malvaceae. The coding region runs from base 110 to 514 and encodes 134 amino acids. The transcript is spliced from 2 exons. The record is from RefSeq and is a predicted model, not a curated record.